CGUUGGAGUGAAAAACAAAAUGUUUUGUUAUCAGUGGGAACUUUCAUCGUAUGGAAAAUUAUUUGCGGAGUUUUUAAGUUAGAUCUGUAAUGGAAUAACAGUGUCCCUUUCGUGGAUGUCAUGAAAAUCGUUUACAAGUUCGUUGGGGCUGCACUGUUGUAAUUUCCGAGCAAAUGCGCGCCAAUUAUGGCCAUGAUUGAGACAGUCCGUCAGAGACAGAAGAACUCCGUUGAUUUUCCUUCGUGUUACGAUAAUCUGUGUGCUUUGCAGAACUCAUGUCCUCUGGGAUCAAUCACUGCGAAUCUAGAUGAACUCACCAUUGAUUGCAAUGCCGAUCGGAUCCGCCAUUCGGAUUGGAUGCCAAUCUUGAACGCACUUAAGAUCAACAAGACGUUGAAAAGUGUCGCAUUCAGGAGUUACUGGCAGCAAACACUUUAUCCAGAUGGAGAGGUAACAGAGCAACGUUUGCAAGCACUGAGGAAGAAAGCACCUCCAAUCCGUAGCAAGGAUGUCACAUACAGGGUUUGCAGAGCCAUCAAAGAGUGUUUAGCUGUUACAGAGAAUUUGACAUCUCUGGUUUUUGAAGGAAUUCCUCUGAGAGAAAGAGACCUGACCUGCCUAGCAAAGGGUAUAAAAAAGAACAAAACUCUACAGCAUUUGUCCUUGGAGUUCUGCCAAAUCGGUGACAGUGGCGUUGAAAUCCUCUGCAACGCGAUAAAAAAUAACACGUCCGUGAUGACUGUGAACUUCUCUGGCUGCAGUCUAACCUGGAAAGGAGCAGACACUCUUGCUAAAGUGAUAAAGCACCAAGCAACAAGACGUCAUGGUGUCGCGUGGCAAGACAGCCUGCGGUAUCGUCGUCCAGAUCUCGACAGAAUGCCUGGACUUCGGCGAAUAACCAUUUGUAAAAAUCCAAUGAUUAACGAUCAGGGAGCUCAGUUGAUUGCUGAAGCACUCAAAGAUGAUCUCUGGGUUAAAGCUUUGGAUAUGCAACAGUGUGGGAUUUCAACCGAGGGUGCAAUGGCCUUCCAGCCGGUCUUAAAGUUCAACUCCACCAUUUACGUGUUGGACCUCAGACUAAAUCCUUUGAUAGAUCGCGAAGUUUUUGGAUCAUUGAUGGAGCAACUGAUGAUUAAUUGUGGAGAGAGCGAGUUGGAAUAUCCAUGGUUAGUGAUAAGAGAGCCAAAACCAGGACGAAUACGUCCGCAGAAACGAAAGAGCGCGGCUACACAGCAGGGCAUGCGGGCAGGAAGGACUGGUGUUUCGAGGAGUGCUGUUGUCGUGUCAAAGAAGUCUUCUGGUUUCAUUCCUUGGAGAACAGCAGCUAGAGUAGGAAAGAACAGGCACAAACUUGGACGACAAAAUGCACAAGACGGCUCGUCAGUUAAGAAAAAGAAGGUGAAGUCUUCUGUAAGCAAACCUCGAGCCACAAGUUCACCGUUGGCGUCUGAAGAAGAUGACCUUCCAUCGCACCGAACGAGUACCACUGAUUCCUCUGUUGAUAAUCGUGAAAAAUUAAAGGACAUGCAGUUAGAGAUGGAACUUCUCAAACGCCGGCUUGAAGACGAAAGUCGAGCGCGUGCGACAGCCGACUCGAGAAUACUCGAAUUGCAAGUCGAGAACAGAAGACUGCAGCAAGAAAUACGACUUUUGAAGACACAGCAAACAUUACCACCAGCUCGUCCUGUGUCUCUGAAUGGCACGUUCUUGAACACGGUCCCUGAGAAACAAAAGAUCGGAGGAGCGAAAACCAUUCUUGAAGACGACCGCGUACUGGAGAGUAUCGAAGCGUCUUUCAGACAAUUCCAUGGUUUCUUGGAUCUGCUGAAAGGAUCCAAGUUCAGUGAUCUGGCGCAUGUUCUUGGAGAGAACAGCAGCUUACCUGAGCCUGACAAUGGCCUUUCACCAAUAACAGAAGAGUCCUCUGGUACUGCAAGAUGACGAUUGGCUAAGAAUUUCAUUUCAAAUUGGCCCAUGUAAAAUGGCUCUUUUAAAUUUAUCUUCGUGCCUAACGUCCCUAUCGACAAUACUGUAUAGACAUUGAACCAGUUACCUCGAAGUUUAUUUACGAUUUAAGGUUUAUUUUGUGUUUUUUUUUAAAAUACACGAUACAAAGAUACUAGAUCGUUUCUCUUUUUAAAACCAGCAAAAGUUUUGUUACCUAAUUUGUUACUGUUUGUUAAUUCAUCUUGAUUUUCAUCCCGUAUAUUAAG
Molecule: messenger RNA, 2213 nt
Organism: Pocillopora verrucosa
Lineage: Eukaryota; Metazoa; Cnidaria; Anthozoa; Scleractinia; Pocilloporidae
Product: centrosomal protein of 78 kDa-like
Cellular component (GO): centrosome
Molecular function (GO): protein binding
Source: RefSeq, a predicted model, not a curated record